AUGUUAUCAUUUUCUUUUAUCGAUUCAUUUCAUCUGAGUAAAAUAUUUCCUGUUCCAUUGCUAACACCGGAAACGAAUGUUAUUCAGGUUUUACGAUACGGCUUUGGAUGGAUUUUAGUAAAUGUUAUAAUCACAUUAGCAGCAAUAAUUCUUCUAAUUGCGUUUUUUAUCAUAUUCUUCGCUUUUUAUUUCCCGCACCCAUACGAUAUCCACGAUCGAUGGAAAUUGAUUUGUAUUGAUGGAUUAUUACGUUUAAGUAAUGAGUAUAUUGGUGAAAUAGUACACUUUUUAUUUGGUCCUCGAUAUCGUAAUAUAUUGACGAGAAUAAUCUUUUCCGUUCCCCGUUUAUUUCAUCUUUAUUCACCUAAUUGGCUAACAAUUAGAAAUGAAAUUGUUGCCAAUAUCAAAGUUCGUGUUUAUUACCCAAAAAAACGUCGUAGUAAUGCUAUGAUAUUAUAUUUGCAUGGUGGUGGUUGGACGACAUUAAAACCUGUUGAUUAUGAUGAUUUAAUACUUUAUAUUAUAAAACAUCUCGGAAUGCUGAUUAUUUCGGUUGAUUAUCGUCGAUCACCAGAAUAUCUCUAUCCAAUUCCGAUUGAUGACUGCGAAGCAGUUUAUCGAGAGUUAGUUACUAUUGAUUAUAAAAGAUACGGUAUCGACCCGACCCAAAUCUUUGUGAUGGGCGAUAGUGCUGGUGGCAACAUUGCUGCAGUUUUGGCUCAGCGACAGUUACGGGCAAACUUUCAGAAACCAAAAUCACAAAUUCUGAUUUAUCCCACAAUACAUCCAUUUGAUUUUCAAUCACCAUCUUAUCAACAAUAUCAAAAGUUUUUUCCUGGUUGCUCAAUGCUUAAUCCACGGAUGAUGGCGCAGUGGUACUUACAUUACUUAGGAAUUCCAGUUACGCAUAAGAAUACACAAAAACUGCUUCAGAAUAAGCAUAUUCGGAGAGAAGGAAAGGAAGCUGAUAAAUUACGGUCCAUUAUUGAUCAUAAUUUAUUACCAAUCAGUUUCAUCAAUGAAACAGAUAAGAAAUUUGAAAUGGAAUUAGAAGAUGAUUACCUAUGUGAUGCAUUGUCUAAGCAUGUUUACAAUCCUGAUUUAUCACCUAUCAUGGGUACAAAUUUGGAGGGCCUUAGUGAUGCAAUGAUAAUCACAGCGGGAUAUGAUAUUCUCCGUGAUGAGGGCACAUUAUACGAACAAUUAGAGUCCCUUGCACAUCGAAAGCAAAAGGAUAAAUUGGAACAGUUAAGGCGGUUACGUGAUGAUGAAGUAAAAGGAAGAAUUUGCAUUUCGUCCUGA
Messenger RNA from Brugia pahangi, 1302 nucleotides. The record is from the annotation of a GenBank genome assembly. Lineage: Eukaryota; Metazoa; Nematoda; Chromadorea; Rhabditida; Onchocercidae.